This is a messenger RNA of Clunio marinus, 471 nucleotides long. The record is from the annotation of a GenBank genome assembly. NCBI's taxonomy places the organism in Eukaryota, Metazoa, Arthropoda, Insecta, Diptera, Chironomidae.
AUGUAUGGCGCAGAUAUCACCGUUGAAGAAAACUACGUUGUGUUAGCUUUGGCACAUGAAUUAGUUAAAUCACAAAGUAGAAUUAGAUUAAACAGCAGAACAUCACUCUUCGAUGCACCUCAUGAACAAUCUCAAAUUGUUGCUUCGCUUCUUAGUGCAGAAGAUAGAACAGAUAUUCAACGUAUGUGGAAAACUUCGUUGAACCACUGCCAGGAAAAUCUAAAGUCAGAAAUUAAAGAUGAAAAACCGAAAGGUAUUUUAUUUUCAACAUGUUCCCAGCAUCAUAUGUGUGGAAUAAUCCAAGUGAAGCGACAUAUUAAAUACUUUGAGAUAUUAGAUUUAAUGAGCGAUAGAUGUAUGAGUAAUUUUCCGACUCAUAUGCUAUGGCAGUUCCAUUGGAUUGUUGAUAACAGUAAAAAGCAAAGUCAAGUUGAUUUAUUUCACGUCUUAAAACUAUUCAUGAAACAUUAA